GUAGCAUAUUCGCAAAAAAAAAAAAACAGCUUAGGUAGCAGCAGCAAUGGCGACGCGUGUAAUUGUGCUCAGGGUGGGCCUCCUCUUCUUGCUGGCGAUGUCGGCGUUGGCCCAAUACCCGUCGUCCCCAAGCUCGCCGGACUCGUAUCCAUCCCCGGGCUCAUACCCAUCUCCAGGCUCCCCGGACGGCUACCAGGAGGAGGGGGAGGUCGCCCCUCCAAGGAACGUGACCUGCAAGGACUCCGAGAGGAAGCGGUCGGGAUGUAUGAGCACCUGCCCCGCCCGCUGCCCCCAGCAAUGCAUCGUCAUCUGCCCCGACUGCAAGACAUUCUGCAAUGACGAGGUAAAGCCGCCGAAGCCGGUGCCACCACCGGCGAUGUUCGUGUUCGGAGACGGGGCUUUGGACGUCGGCAACAACGCAUACUUGCCCAAGACUGAAACGGAGGAGGGGUACCCCCCGCAGGUCUCCAAAUCGAGCAGUGGCAGGUUCAGCAACGGGGCCAACUUGGCUGACACCGUCGCGACAUCUAUCGGCUUCGAGCAGAGCCCUCCGGCUUACAUGUCGCUGAACGGUGGGCUCAACAUAUGGGGAGCCAACUAUGCCUCAGCGGGUGCCGGUAUAAAAAUCUCCACUAAUGGAGAGCGGUCUAUCUCAUUGCCGAAGCAGCUGGAGAACUUUAAGGUGACGAGAGGCCAGAUGGAGAACAAGCUGGGCGGCGACGCCAAGAUGCGUGAGCUCCUUUCGAAGUCCAUCUUCCUCAUUAGCAUCGGUGGCCAGGACCUGGAUCCAAGAUGGAACGUCGAGUCCGGAUAUCCGCGGGAGCAGACCGAGCUCCAGGAGCUCAUGUCCCUGUACGGGGAUUUCAUCACGUCCCUCUAUGACAUGGGCGCCAGGAAGCUGGCAAUCGUCAACGUCGGCCUCAUCGGUUGCAUGCCACCACCCUACAGGUAUGAGUGCGACCAGAGCCUGAACGACAAAGCCACCGCGUUCGAUGCGGCCCUCAAGCCCCUAAUGGCUGACCUCGCGUCCAAGAAGUCGGGCCUCUCAUACUCCAUAGGCGACUUCUAUGGCUUCACCACCGCCGUCUUUGCCAACCCAUCAAAUUAUGGGCUAGUGAAUACUCGGGACUCCUGCAGCCAGUGGGGCUACCCGGACUGGACGUACUGCUACAAUCCAGAUGGUUACUGGUUCUGGGACCCAGAGUUCAUGACAGAUAGGGCUGCCAAGCUGACAGCCGCUGCGUUUUACUAUGGUCCACCCCAGUUUACAUUUCCAAUUACCUUUAAGGCUCUGCUGGAGAAAAAAUAAUUUCAUCUUGUGGUAUUUUAGUAGUAUGUAUUGUAUUUGUUUCCACUAGACAUGUGCUAUGGAAGCAACCGAAAUAUGCAAUAAGUAUUUCAUGAAGAAUAAAAUAGGUCAUUCU
This is a messenger RNA of Triticum aestivum (bread wheat), 1424 nucleotides long. RefSeq names its product GDSL esterase/lipase At1g29660. Gene Ontology annotation, molecular function: hydrolase activity, acting on ester bonds. The transcript has 5 exons. The coding region runs from base 47 to 1309 and encodes 420 amino acids. The record is from RefSeq and is a predicted model, not a curated record. Lineage: Eukaryota; Viridiplantae; Streptophyta; Magnoliopsida; Poales; Poaceae.